AUGCCCGCGCCCUUAGCCGAACUGCGGUGCCCCUCCAGCAUGCCCCGCCCGGCCGUCGGCGCCCUGUCCCGCCGCAACGCAUUCCCUCCCGGCCGGCCCCGGAGCGGAUCGCGAGGCGGAUCCGCUGACCUGCCAUGCCGCCGGGCCAGCGUCGCGGCCGCUGGGCGAUCGGAGUCGGGGGGCGAGGCGCAGAGGGGGAUCGGGUCCGUGGUGGGGGCGGUGUGCGCGGCGAUCUUUGCUCAUGCCGCGUGCUCCCCGGGAGCCGUGGCCGCCGCGGUGGAGGAGGCCAGGUGGGUGAUGGUUGAGAUGCUGCAGGCCACGUGGUCUACUGGGGGGCCCAAUUAG
Messenger RNA from Ostreobium quekettii, 345 nucleotides. NCBI's taxonomy places the organism in Eukaryota, Viridiplantae, Chlorophyta, Ulvophyceae, Bryopsidales, Ostreobiaceae. The record is from the annotation of a GenBank genome assembly.